AUGAAUAAAACUCCCACAAUAGACGCCCAGAAACUCACGCUGGAGGAUAUACAGAAUGCUGAAAGGUCCAUUCUGCAAUAUGUUCAAAGGAGGCAUUAUAACGAUGAACUAACACAACUGUCUUCUUCAAAGCCCGUGAAAAAGGGGAGUAGCAUUGUGAGACUUAAUCCAGUCUACCACAAUGGGUUAAUCAAGGUCGAUGGACGCAUGCGUCAGCCCGAAGAGCAGAAGAUGAUCAUAUUGCCCAGCCAACAUCAUGUGACGUCGUUAAUUAUUCGUCACUACCACGAGACAUCGGGUCAUAUGGGAGCGCAGCAAGUAGUAUCGUCUACGCGCGAGAAGUAUUGGAUCAUCCACGGACCCAGUACGGUAAAGAAGACAAUUGGAAAGUGUUUCGUUUGUAGACGGUACAGAGGAAAAUUGGGCCACCAGAAGAUGGCGUCACUUCUCUGUGAACAGACAACACCAGAUAAGCCCCCGUUUACUAAUGUCGGUGUAGAUUUUUUCGGCCCACUGAAUGUCAAGGCUGGCCGUUCAGUGCUGAAGAGGUACGGGUGCAUAUUAACAUGUCUUUCAUCAAGAGCCGUACACCUAGAAGUGGCACAUUCGCUUACCACGGACUCCUUCAUUUCCGCCUUUCAAAGGUUCAUCAGUAGAAGAGGAACCCCAGAGAAAGUUUUUAGUGAUAACGGUUCAAAUGUAGUCGGAGGUCAACGAGAGCUACAAAAAUGCAUGAGAGAAUGGAACCAGUUGAAAUUGGAAAGUCAUAUGCUUCAGCGGGAGAUUGAAUGGCACUUCAACCCUCCAUACGCGAGCCAUAUGGGAGGAGCAUGGGAACGACUGAUACGUUCAACUCGUUUCCAUCUCAAAGCCACCGCACAGGAACAACUGCUCACGGACGAACAGCUUCAUACAUUCAUGACCGAAGUUGAGAAAAUUCUCAAUGAUCGUCCGAUCACUCCAGUCAGCGAUGACACCCGGGAUCUACCGGCGCUAACGCCAACUAUGCUACUUUUGAUGAAGACCAACACAAGUAUUCCACAGGGUGUGUUCCGUAAACAGGAUGUCUACGCACAACGUUGGUGGAAACAGGUGCAAUACUUGGCUCACGUGUUCUGGAAAAGAUGGCUACAUGAGUACUUGCCUUCGUUGCAAGCCAGGCAAAAGUGGCAACGGCAGACCACCAAACCUUCGGUCCGGAAAUGUUGUCCUAAUCGCUGA
Molecule: messenger RNA, 1221 nt
Organism: Dreissena polymorpha
Lineage: Eukaryota; Metazoa; Mollusca; Bivalvia; Myida; Dreissenidae
Exons: 1
Coding region: 1-1221 (406 amino acids)
Biological process (GO): DNA integration
Molecular function (GO): nucleic acid binding
Source: RefSeq, a predicted model, not a curated record